Messenger RNA from Silurus meridionalis, 1765 nucleotides. It is a transcript of the gene ccr10, whose product is annotated as chemokine (C-C motif) receptor 10. The transcript has 3 exons. Gene Ontology annotation, molecular function: G protein-coupled receptor activity. Gene Ontology annotation, biological process: immune response; G protein-coupled receptor signaling pathway. The coding region runs from base 88 to 1221 and encodes 377 amino acids. Lineage: Eukaryota; Metazoa; Chordata; Actinopteri; Siluriformes; Siluridae. The record is from RefSeq and is a predicted model, not a curated record. Gene Ontology annotation, cellular component: membrane.
CACACACACCCACUUGCCCACACACACACACACUUUGUCUCACAAUAUACUGCAUGAGGCUCUGCUGGUUCCUGAACACACAGAGCAAUGGAUGAUAACGACACCUACUACAGUGAAAACGGCACAGACUAUUAUGAAAACUACACAGGUGCUGAAAUUUGUGACCCUGGUUACAGCGACAAGUUGACCAUCAUGGUUUUCCAGGUCCCAGUCUCCAUCUUUGCCUUCGUCUUUGGCGUUAUUGGGAAUACUUUGGUGAUUGCGACCUUCACCAAGUACAGAUGCCUCCGUAUGCGGUGCAUGACUGAUGUCUUCCUUUUUAACCUUGCGGUUGUUGACCUCAUGCUGCUGCUUUCUUUGCCAAUGGAGAUCACCGAAGCAAUCUUCGGUUCCUGGGUCUUUGGAAAUGAACUUUGCAAGCUGAAUUAUGGCUUCUGUGCCAUCAACACAUAUGGUGGCUUGUUGUUGCUAGCAUGCAUCAGCAUAGACCGCUACCUGCUUGUGGUACGAGCCAGGACUGCUCAGGCCCUGCGUUCAAGUAUGCUCUGCUACAGUAAGUUGUCUGCGGUUGGUGUGGCGCUGGUCUCCAUUGUCCUUAGCCUGCCAGAGCUCUGGUUUACUUCAGUGAAUGAGGUAGGUGACUCCAAAAGGUGUCUGUAUGUAGGGAACAACGAUGGCAAAGGGUGGGUAAAGAUGUGGCCACGUAUGGCAAAGAUUACAGGUUUCUGCGUGCCAUGCUUCACCAUGUUGGUGUGCUACAGCACCAUCAGCCAUGUGUUGAUGCAGGGCCGGGGAAAAUGCUUUCGCCGACAGAAGACACUGCGACUCAUAGUGGCAUUGAUUUUGGUCUUCCUGCUCUUUCAGCUGCCAUACGCCAUAGUCCUAUCUAUCCGAAUGUUCCAGUCUAAUUAUUCAUGCACUCUAUGGUUUGACAUUCACUUGGCUGAGGAUAUCACCCGCAGUCUCGCUUACAUCCGUUGCUGCCUCAACCCCCUGCUCUAUGCCCUUGUGGGAAUACGAUUCCGGGGGGAUGUAAUGAAGUUGCUGCGUGACUGCGGUUGCCUCUGUCCUUGUCUGGUGCAUGUGGUGCUGAAACAGAGAUGCGAAAGCUCAAUGACUCCCUCGUCCGCCCUGCCUACUAGCACGGUCGGACCCUUCUCAGACAUUUCUUUGCCUAAAUCCCUACCUGACAUGCCCAAAAUCGAAAAUCCUGCAGAUUAACAAUCGGCUGGGGUUAAAGAGUCACAUCCACCCAUCAUACUUUUAUCCUCUGCCUUUGUAAACUCACAAAACCCUGGGUAUAUGUCGAUAAUAAAGCACAGUGGUGGGGGUAUAGAUUUCCAACAACAGGUAAAACUGAAGUGAUUUUCAUAGAACUGCAUUACCAAAGGCAUUUUAUAGCACAGCAUUAGCAAGCAUUCCCCAAUUUGUUUUUUUUUUUACCUAUUGUUCUUACAUCAGCUUGUUAUAUUACUGGUAACCCGGAAUGUUAAUAUCCCUGAAAACUUUUCCGUGGCAAAAAACUGUAUAUUGUAUCUAUCUAUACAAUAUAUAUAUAUAUUAUACUUGUAUUAUAUUGUAGCCGAUGGUGUAGACUCCUUUCAUGAAAGAUCAUGGACAUUAAAUCCAAGUCCAUGAGUAGGUUAAGCAUAUUCAAAUAAACCUGCAGAGCUGCUCUUAAAGAAAAUAACCCUCAGAAUUGACCCCAACGUGGUAUAGGGUGUUGUUCUAGCACAGAUUGUGUUUCUGUUACUUCAUCUGUGGA